AUGAAGGGGACUGUUUGCGGGGUUGUCCAAGCAUCGGAUGCCAUCCAUUCGGCACUCUUACCGCCCGAUCCCGACCCCGACCCCGAGACUGGCCGGGCUCCCUCUGUCCCUCCACCCCCUUACCCAAGCAAACGCCAUCAACACCAGCAACGCAUGCAUGCUGUCGAUCCCCCCUUUCGCAUUCAGCUUCAGCCCUACUCUUCAUCGACUUGGCACGCCACGUCUGCUAUCAGCCCCUUUCCAUGCAAUGCGAGCUUCUGCCUGUGGAGAAGGGACAAGGAGCAACCACCAAGGUACUGUACAUUGUGCUUAUACCACUUUACAUGA
Messenger RNA from Plenodomus lingam JN3, 327 nucleotides. The record is from RefSeq and is a predicted model, not a curated record. NCBI's taxonomy places the organism in Eukaryota, Fungi, Ascomycota, Dothideomycetes, Pleosporales, Leptosphaeriaceae.